Molecule: messenger RNA, 1344 nt
Organism: Neoarthrinium moseri
Lineage: Eukaryota; Fungi; Ascomycota; Sordariomycetes; Amphisphaeriales; Apiosporaceae
Exons: 1
Coding region: 1-1344 (447 amino acids)
Source: RefSeq, a predicted model, not a curated record
AUGGCAGUUGGAGCCUUCGUCAGUCUGACAUUACCAUACCUUUGGUAUGGACAAUUUCAUUCGUUCCUUGGAUUAGAGGUGACGUCUUCCGUCGCUUUCCUCGCUCUCUUUGGUUUUCGUUACUGGCGCAUGGUUGUUCAUUUGGCGAGCUACCUUCUGUACAAACCGGCACCUAUACCUGAGAACCCCAAGUACACUAACAAGGAUACUACAGUCAUUCUUCCUACGGUUGAACCCCAUGGAGAUGUCUUCCGUCGAUGCUGCGAAUCGGUGUGUUUGCAGAAUCCGGCGGCAUUCUUCAUUGUGGUCGGCCACAAGCCUAUGCUCGACAUUGCAGAAGAGGUUGUUGCGCCGCUCCGUAUGCGCUAUCCUGAUAUUGACAUCCAAGUUCACGCAUCAUUGGCAGGCAAGCGAGUCCAAAUUGCUCACGUUUUGCCUCGUAUCAAGACAGAAAUAACGUUCUUUGUCGACGAUCACGUUUUUUGGGGUCGAUCGUUCUUACCAUGCGUCCUGGCUGCGUUCGAGGACCCUCACAUCAAUCUUGUUGGCACUAACAAGGCGGUCAUCGUUGAGCGACGCACGACCUGGGCAGCGGCUUUUUGGAACUUCCUCGGCGCAACUUACCUGCAACGGCACAAUAUAGAAAUCGCAGCCACGACCCAUAUUGAUGGAGGCAUCUUUGCUGUGUCUGGUCGUACCUGUGCCAUACGGAGUGAGGUCCUCGCUGGCGAGGAAUUCAGAGCCCAGUACCUUAACGAGAUGUUCGGGUUCCUUAAUUGGACGUGGGGACCUCUUGGCGCCGAUGACGAUAACUUCAUCACGCGUUGGAUGGUUGAGCAUGGUCUGGGGAUUCGGAUCCAAUUCCACCCUGAUGCUCUCAUAGAGACGCCCCUAGGUACAUAUCCGAAAUUCUUGGCGACUUGUGUCCGAUGGGCUAGGACUACGUUUCGCUCCAACCCUCGAUCACUCCUUAUGAAGCAAACUUGGAUUCAUCAGCCAUGGUCUGUCUACGGGGUCUAUAUUGCUGGCCUCACAAACUUCGCAUUACUGUUCGACCCGCUGCUUGUCUAUGUCUUUUCGCAAACACCCGCUUACGAACUCAACUGGAGUGUCUGGUACCUCAUGGGAUGGAUUAUCAUGACAAAGUUCUUGAAGUUGAUCCCGUACUUCCUUCAGAAUCCUAGAGAUCUUAUUCUUUUCCCGGGAUACGUUCUUUUCGCCUAUUUUCAUUCCUUAAUCAAGCUCUUCGCGCUGGUUACUUUCUGGGAUGUUGCUUGGUCUGGGCGAAAUAUUGAACAGGUAAGCAAUGUAGGCGAUGGCACCGAUGGCGAGAAUGUGUCUUAA